ACGUCUACGUCAGCCAGUUUGGGGUCCUGCUGCCAUACUGUCAUUUUUGGGAUGUGCUAUGAUGAUCACUGUUUGGAAACUCUCGCUCGUUCACUUAUCCAUCGUCUUCAGCUUCUCGUGCUGUUUCUGUAACCACGUGACUGUCGAGGAUUACUCCGACAUACCGGUAAUCGCCAAAUACUUCACCACCAAAGGUAGAUAUGAGGAAGUGAACCCGUAUCUCAUAGCGGACAUACUUGCUGUAAACACAUCUACUCUCCGGCCUCCAUCUGCGCAAUGUCGUCAAAUUCACCUGACAGCCAUAAUAAGACAUGGCACGCGAUACCCAACGACUAAGAAUGUCAAAAAAAUGCGGAAGUUGUACGAGCACGUGCAAAGGAAUGCGUCUGGUGAAGAGAGCUGGCUGCGCGAGCUCCAGACCCAGUGGAGGAUGUGGUACACGGAUGACAUGGAUGGAAGACUGGUUCAGAAAGGGGUGGACGAUCACAGGCAUUUGGCCAUGAGGCUGUCAAAGCUGUUCCCCUCACUGAUCUCAGAGCAGAACCUCAGAGGUGGACUCAUCAAAUUCAUCACCAGUUCAAAACACAGGUGUGUCAACAGCACCCUGGCCUUUAAGUCUGGACUGACAGAGCUGUGGAACAUUCAAGAUCAGGAGUUUGAUCAUGCAGAGAAUGAUGCCCUGAUGAGGUUUUUUGACCAUUGCUCCAAAUUUGUGGAGGACGUCGACAACAACCCAUCAGCUCUAUCAGAGGUCGACAACUUCAAGAAGGGACCAGAGAUGGAGAGGGUGCAGCAGAAGAUCGCAGAUCGCCUCCGGGUCCCGUACAACACAAUCACAGAUGAUAUGGCUGAAGCUGCAUUUUACUUGUGUGCUUAUGAGUUUGCCAUCAAGACUGUGAACUCGCCAUGGUGUCAGCUUUUUGAUGAGGUUGAUGCACAGGUUUUGGAGUAUGCAAAUGACCUGAAGCAAUUCUGGAAAAGAGCUUAUGGUUAUGAUAUUAACAGCAAGUCAAGCUGCAUUCUCUUUCAUGACUUGUUUGCACGGCUGGACAAAGCUGUCAAUGAGAUCAAGUCUGACCAGCAGGUGAGUGAAGUAGUGACAGUCCAGGUCGGCCAUGCAGAGACACUCCUGCCACUGCUGACCCUCCUGGGCUUCUUCAAGGACAAUGAUGCUCUGACAUCUAAAAACUACGCCACACAGACCCAACGCUCCUUCCGCACCAGCCGCAUGUUACCCUAUGCAGCAAACUUACUCCUGGUGCUGUAUGACUGUGGGGCAGGUGACCUGAGACUGCAGCCACUGCUCAAUGAACACUCAGUCACUUUCCCUGGUUUGACUGGCCAACAGGACUCUAUGCCACUGUACCAAGAUGUGAAAGAGCAUUACAAAGACCUGCUAGGAGGCUGUGACUUUGAGACUGAGUGUAAGCUGUUUGAUUGAACAAGCAGGGUGGAUUUUUGAGACGGGGAUAUUUAAGCAGCAACAAGCAGGGAUUUUGGAGACCAGGGUAUUAUAGCAGUGUUGUAAUGUUACCUUUUCAUGGUUAAUUCAAAGUGGGGCACUGGAUGCAUUUAGAAUUUUUUCUCUUAUACUUUAUGCAAAAAAAGUACCUCCUGCUAUAUUGCACUGCAAGUACAGGAUAUUUUGCGCAAACCAAAACAGGACAUUUAAAAUGUUAACAUAAAACAUUAUGGAUUUCAGAAAUGUACAUCUAUUUAAGUUGACCUUUACCGUUACAGUAUUAUUACUGUUAUUAUUACAUUCUCCUACAACUAAGAGAGGGAAAUAAAUUAAAUGUUUUUCCGAUGUCUUUCUGCAAUAUUGUACACAUUGCAUUUUUUCAGAAUGCACAGAAGUAAGCUAUUUCGUCCUAUUUUGCAGUUGAAGGCUUUCUAUCCAAAGGCUACCUUAAUACAUUUUAAGUGCAGUUUAUGUUAAUGUUUUUGGGUGAAGCCUAUCUUAACUAAGUGCUGAGUAAUACUGAAUAAAUAUUUCUCAGGUGAUUGUCCAA
Messenger RNA from Sphaeramia orbicularis (orbiculate cardinalfish), 2012 nucleotides. It is a transcript of the gene minpp1a, whose product is annotated as multiple inositol-polyphosphate phosphatase 1a. The coding region runs from base 59 to 1441 and encodes 460 amino acids. NCBI's taxonomy places the organism in Eukaryota, Metazoa, Chordata, Actinopteri, Kurtiformes, Apogonidae. The transcript is spliced from 5 exons. Gene Ontology annotation, molecular function: acid phosphatase activity; inositol phosphate phosphatase activity. The record is from RefSeq and is a predicted model, not a curated record.